Molecule: messenger RNA, 5653 nt
Organism: Gastrolobium bilobum
Lineage: Eukaryota; Viridiplantae; Streptophyta; Magnoliopsida; Fabales; Fabaceae
Product: protein NETWORKED 1A-like
Exons: 7
Coding region: 382-5436 (1684 amino acids)
Cellular component (GO): plasma membrane
Molecular function (GO): actin filament binding
Source: RefSeq, a predicted model, not a curated record
UCGGAUUCCAUGAUUCCGGGGUGUGUGGAUCCAAACUUGUUCAAAGCACGAUGCUUUUUGUGGUUUUCUCGAUACCCAUUUGCUUAGUUUGAUAGUACUGGGCUCCGUUAAGUUGUAGUUGAUCAUUGUUAACUUGAAUAUCAAGGUCAUUCACUUGUGUCAUAUUGUCUGAACAGCUGAAACAAAGAAGUUCCUACACUGAUAAACUGGAGCUGUGUCCAAUUUGGCAGGUACAAGAAAUGGCAAAACAGACCUGAAAAGUCUCGAAUUAGAACAACACUAGUAGUGGGAAUCUAGUCUUAUUAUAGUCUUUCCUGGAUCCAACAAUAUCAGGCCCUAGCCAAAUCAAUACCAGCUGCGCUGUUGUUCUUCUCUGGAGUUAUGGCAACCUUGUCACAUUCUGAGUCCAGGCUCUCAUAUUCUUGGUGGUGGGAUAGCCGCAUUAGCCCAAUCAAUUCAAAAUGGCUUCAGGAAAACCUUGCAGACAUAGAUGCCAAAGUCAAAGCAAUGAUCAAGCUCAUUGAAGAGGAUGCAGAUUCAUUUGCAAGGAGGGCAGAAAUGUACUAUAAGAAGCGCCCAGAACUCAUGAAAUUAGUAGAGGAGUUCUACCGAGCAUACCGUGCAUUGGCAGAGAGGUAUGAUCAUGCAAUGGUGGAGCUACGCAGGGCCCAUAAAACCAUGGCAGAAGUAUUUCCCAACCAAGCACAUUACACGGUGACUGACGAUUCACUCUGUGGUUCUUCAGGCCCUGAUGCUGAAUCACACACAAUCUAUGCAUCCUUGGAGCCAGAUGACCUACUGAAAGAGGCAUUUGGAAUUUCAUCAAUAUGCAAUAUGUCAAAAAAGAAUGAAAGCAGUUCAGAAGAACCACACGGGAGAGCAGAAAGUGAAGUUCAAAUCUUAAGGAAAGCCCUGGCCAAAAUGCAAUCUGACAAGGAUGCUAUCUUUCUUCAGUAUCAGAAGAGUUUGGAGAAGUUAUCCGAAAUGGAAAGAGAUCUUAACAAGGCACAAAAAGAUGCUGGAGGCCUUGAUGAACGAGCAAGUAAAGCUGAAAUUGAAAGUAAAAUAUUGAAGGAAGCCCUGGCAGAGCUAAAAGUUGAGAAAGAUGCUGGUCUAGUUCGGUAUAAUCAAUGUCUAGAAAGUAUAGCUAGACUGGAGACCAUGUUAUCUCUGGCCCAGCUGGAUAUGAAGGGACUUGAUGAGAGAGCUGUUAAGGCAGAAACUGAAGCCAAAAAUAUCAAGCAAGAACUUAUCAGAUUGGAAGCUGAGAAGGAUGCUGGUCUUCUUCAAUAUAAGAAGUGUCUUGAAAAGAUUUCGGUUUUGGAGGCUAAGAUAACCCUUGCUGAGGAGAAUUCAAGGAUAUUACAUGAGCAAAUUGAAAGAGCAGAAAUGGAAGUUAAAGCACUGAGGAAAAAUCUUGCUGAAGUGAAUGAAGAAAAAGAAUCUAUAGCUGUCCAUUACCAUCAGUGCUUGGAGAAAAUAUCUAAAAUGGAGAAUGAACUUUUGCAUGCCCAAGAAAAUUCAGUGCAACUAAAAAGACAAAUUGAGGAAGGGCUGGACAAACUUAAGAGUGCUGAAAAACAUUGUGAUACGUUGCAGAAAUCAAAUCAUUCUCUUCGGUUAGAGGCUGAAAAUCUAGUGCAGAAGAUAGCUAUGAAAGAUCAAGCACUCUUAGAAAAGCAUACUGAGAUAGAGAGGCUACAGACUCUGAUGCAUGAAGAGCAUUCUCAUUUUCUUCAAAUUGAAUCCAUUCUACAGAUUCUGCAAAAGUUGUACUCUCAAUCACAACAGGAGCAAAGAAGUCUUGCUUUGGAGCUUAAAUGCGGGCUUCGGCUGUUGAAGGAUUUAGAGCUUUCCAAACAAGAUUUUAAGCAAGAAAUGCAAGAUAUUGUGGAAGAAAACAGGACUCCGAAUGAAUUUAACUUCUCUUCAGCUAGGUCAUUGAAAAAACAGCAAAUGGAAAUCUCUAAAUUGAAGGAGCUCAAAGACAAACUUGAACGAGAAUUUGUUGUAAACGCCCAAGAAAGUGAUGCCCUCCAGCAGGAAGCUCAUCAAAUUAAGGAUGAUAUCCAGCACUUAAAUAAUAGAUAUCAGGCUAUGCUACAACAACUACAGACUUUAGGUUUGAAUCCUAAAUUUUUGGCAGCAUCUAUGAAAGAUUUACAAAAUGAGAACUCAAAGCUGAAGGAGGUCUGCAAAAUGGAACGCAAUGAGAAAGAAACUCUUCGGGAAAAGUCAAAGGACAUGGAUGAACUUUUGAUAGAAAAUGCCUUCAUGGAAUUCUCCUUGUCAAGAUUGAAUGUUGAGAUAGAUGAAUUAAGAGCAACAGUGAAGAAAUUUCAAGAUUCCUGCCAAGUUCUCCGAGAAGAAAAAUCCAUCCUUGUUGAUGAGAAGUCAAUUCUACUUUCACAGUUACAAAUUAUCACUGAAAGUAUGCAGAAACUAAUGGAGAAGAAUACUUUGCUGGAGAAGUCCCUCUAUGAUGCGAAGGUUGAUCUUGAAUGUUUGAAGGAUAAAUCAAGUAGUUUGGAAGAACACUGUAAGUUGCUAAAUGAUGAGAAGUACAAUCUUGUAAAUGAAAGAAGAAUCCUUGUGUCUCAGUUGGAGAGUGUUGAGGCGAAACUAAGUAACCUGGAAGGGAGAUUUGCAAAAUUAGAAGAAAAAAAUGGUGAAGUGGAGAAGGACAAAGAAAGCACAAAUAAUCAAGUAGAAGAACUCCGUGCUUCAAUUUUGGUGCAUAAAGAAGAGCAUGCUAAUCAUAAACACUCGAGUGAAGCCCGACUGGCCAAUUUGGAGAAUCUUGUUCAUGUACUACAGGAAGAACGGUGGUUGGGGAAGAUAGAAUUUGAAGAAGAACUUGACAAAGCUGUAAAUGCUCAAGUCGAGUUGUUCAUAUUGCAUAGUUGUAUAGAAGAUUUGGAGCUGAAGAACUUGGCCUUGUUAAUUGAAUGUGAAAAGCUUGUUGAGGCAUCAAAACUUUCUGAUAAAGUUAUCUCUGAGUUGGAGAGUGAAAAUCUAAUGCAACUGAUAGAAGAAGAGUUUUUGUUACAUGAAAUUGGAAAGUUUAAAAUGGGUAUUCAUCAAGUGUGUGGGGCUCUUCAGAUUGAUCUAGAUGGUGGGCAUGACAAAAGAAUCAAGCAAGACGAAAUACCAAUAUCCCAUAUGUUGGACAACAUUGAGGGCUUGAAAAGUUCUCUUGUGAAAAGCCAAGAGGAGAAGCAGCAGCUGAUUGUAGAGAAUUCUGUCCUCCUAACUUCACUUUGGCAACACCAAUCUGAGGGAGAAAGGAUGGAGUCAGAGAAAAAGAUCAUGCAGCAAGAGUACGAGAAAAUGAGAGAGCUGAAUGUAUUGUUGCAGAAAGAUAAAGUUGAACUUCUGGAGAAGAACAGGCAACUGAGUGCAGAAGUGGCCAUUGGAGAAGAAAAAGAGAAUACAUCAAAGUCCAAAUUGGUGGCUCUGCAUGGCGAGUUGUUAGAUUUGCGGAGAACAAACCAAGUGUUUCAGGAAGAAAAUAGUAAGGUUCUUGAGGAGAAAAAUUCAUUGCUGAGGAGUGUUUUGGACCUCAAAGAUGCAAUGUCCGCUGCUGAAGAUGAGAACAGUGUAAUCCUCCAUGAGGUACUAGCUCUAAGAAACCUUAGUUUGGUUUAUGAGAGCUUUCUCACUGUGGGAGUCAUUGAACAAAAAGUCCUUUCUGAACAUCUCAGUCGUUCAAAUAGUGACCUCAACCAGGAACUUGGUUUGUUAAGGAAGAAAUUUAAGGUGAAAGAAGCAGAGAAUGUUUAUCUGAAAGACACAAUUGAAAAGAAAGAAGCGGAGCUGCUAGACACAGAGAAAAGGCUAAAGGCUGCAGAGACUUCAACUGUAGAGUUCGGCAGAUGUAUUGAGGAAUUGAAGAUGGAACAAGAAGAAUCAAGGCUUAUCAAAGAAAAUCUAGACAGGCAGGUUCUUGAACUAUCCGAAAACUGCAUGAAUCAUAAAAAGGAAAUGGAAAACCUACAUGAAGCGAAGAGAAGUUUUCAGUCUGAGAUGAGAUUAUUACUUCAUGAAGUUGAACAACACAGGGCUAGGGAAGAAACACUGAGUUUAGAGUUCCUGGAUAAAAAAAAUGAAUGCGAACUCUGGGAGGCUGAAGCUGCUGCAUUCUAUUUUGAUCUUCAGAUUUCAUCCAUUAGUGAAGCACUAUUGACAAGUAAGGUUACUGAGCUUACUGGAGUUUGCAAGAGACUUGAUUAUGAAAGUGCUGCAAAAUGCUUGGUGAUUGAACAGAUGACAGAAAGAAUCAAUUUAUUGGAAAGUGAAAUUGGAGGGCUGAACGGGCACUUAUCUGCAUUUAUUCCGGCCAUUAUCUCUUUGAAAGAGGAGUUUGCAUCUCUAGAGCACACUUCCCUUCUUUGGACCAAUAAAACUUCUGUUGUAGACAACGGAGAAAAGAAGGAUGUAGUGAUUGAGAAAUGUCUACAAGAAAAUAGAUAUCAGGGUUUAAGAGAAAAUGAAAGUAAGUUGAUACCAGAUGGGGUUUCAGAUUUACUGAGCAUGCAGACAAGGAUUAGAGCAGUUGAAAAGGUACUGAUGGAAGAAAUUGAAAGACCUCUCAAGGAGGAAAGCCUGACUUCUAAUGUUGAAAUAGGAACUCUGACAAAAGUUACUGAAGAUUCAAAUUUGGAAGUUGCCACAUAUCUAGAAAUUGACAAUAGAAAAUUGGUGAUGGAAAUUAAGGACGACAGUACACGUGACCUCAAUGCAUGGAGAACAAAAUCUGAAAACAGGUUAUUGAUGAAAGAUAUUCCACUGGAUCAUAUGCCUGAGAUUAGUGAAGCAAAUAAUCAAGGUUCUGCUCCAACAGAGGAUGCUAUUACAUGUCAUCACUCAGACAAUUCAAAAAAAUGUUCAGAAUUAGAGGUGGAGAAGGAAUUGGGGGUUGACAAGCUUGAGUUGUGGAAAACUGUAAAAGAGACAACUGAAGAUGGCAAGAGGAAGAUGUUGGAGAGACUUGCCUCAGAUGCUCAGAAAUUGGCCAUUCUUAAAAUGACUCUGCAAGGUUUGAAAAAGAAACCAGAAACAAAGAAGAAAAGCAAGAAGAGAAAUGAUAUUGAAUAUGAAACAGUGAAGAUACAUAUAGAAGAAGUUGAGGAAGCUGUCAUGCAACAAGUAGAUAUUAAUGAUCAACUGAAAAAGGGUAUUGAAGAAAGCACCUUAUCUUCAAUGGAGUUGGAAAAGGGUUCUGAACUGAUAGGAAGGUUGCAGUUCGAGGUGCAGAACAUCCAAUAUGUUUUGUUCAAAUUGGUCAAUGAGAAGAACAACAAAAGAAAAAACAGAUUAUCUCGUCCAACUGGUGUGUUGUUGAGGGACUUCAUUCGCAUUGGGAAGAAAAAUAACCAAAGGCGCAGUAAAGUUUGUCUUUGUGGAUCUUCAAGGCCUUCAACUAAUGAGGACUAAGUCACAAAUUUAGAGACAGUAUGUUGUAAGUACUUACUUCAUUUGGGAUGUUUCUACAACUAGCGUAUCAAUUCUUAGUUUAGCUACUAAAGUUGGAGCUUUAUCACCAGCAAUAAGAGAUUAUCAGUUUGACUUGUUUGAUCAUAGGCACAGCAACUUCUUUGACAUCUCUCUGUAUGUUUUAGCUUCCAAAAGAAUUGUAUUGUAUGACAUGAAG